Molecule: messenger RNA, 1521 nt
Organism: Clonostachys rhizophaga
Lineage: Eukaryota; Fungi; Ascomycota; Sordariomycetes; Hypocreales; Bionectriaceae
Source: the annotation of a GenBank genome assembly
AUGUUGACUGUCAAUAUUGGCGAUGCCCACAUCUCAGUCACCGCAGAGCCCUUGUCACAAGAGGCUUUUGCACCAUUUGGCGAUGUCAUCACCAACCCCCGGCCAGAUGUGCAUCCAUCCGCCUUUGCCUCGCAACCAAAGGACUCCAUGCCCUCGAACGCGGUCUCGGCGAAUCAAGGCACUGCUAUCCAAUAUCUAGCCGUGAGCCACAUACGCAAUCUGUAUUCUCAGGCACCCUCCGGCCAGGGCCAGCCAAAGAUGACCAUGUUUGUCUGCGCUACGCGGGAGCUGGACCCAUCCGCCUCAGGCGCCGCCUCUCAAGGCCAAUUCAAGGUGCGCCUCCUGGAGCGCCAUCCCUUCACCACCCAGACCUUCACCCCCCUCUCGUCGUCAGCCUCCACCUACCUGGUCAUCGUUGCACCCAGUCUACAGCCAAGCAAUGCCGAUGAAGACCUGCCCACGCCCAGCGGGGAUGAUCUACCCGGUAGAGGUCUGCCGGACAUCCAUCGGCUGAAAGCCUUUGUGGCUACCAGUAACCAAGCUGUGACCUAUGGCGCCGAAGCGAUUCCCGAAGACAAGAGCCACAAGCUCGCGGAUCUCUCUGGUGUCGAGCUGCGUCCGGGAGAGAACCCGUAUACUGCCUUCAUCAGCGCCUGCAACAACGACCACAAAGAAAUACAAGCCCUCUAUUCUGCCCAUAGGACAAAGAGGAAUGCUCAGCAGAAGGAGAAGUUUGUCUCUGGCGAGUUCAAGGAACUUGCCAUUGACCAGCACCUCUUGAGACUUGAAAAUCCUGAUAUUUAUCCGGGAUUCGUCGAUGAGCGGAAUUGUUUUGUUAUUUGGGCCAGACCCCCAGAGCAUGUGAUCCGGCUGGCUGCCAAGGUGCAGGAUUUGCUGAAGCAGAAAGCACCGACCAUUUGGUUGAUGCCAACGCAAAGGAUGCAUAUGACGGCGCUCGAGGUGGCCUUCUCCAAAACUCCCCAGGAGAUUGGAGCUCUAGUGUCCACGAUCCGCUCCAGCAUUCCGAAGAUUGCGAGCUAUACGCAUACUCAUAGAUCUCGACUCGUGAAGCCGAUAAUAUCCUAUGAUCUGUCUGCUUUUGCCCUCUCUUUCCUCCCAGCCGCUGGGGAGCCUAUAGUCUCACCGCCACCUGUGGACCCCGAUGUCGCCGAAGGAGUCGUCGAGGGUGACGAGUACACUUACCACCAUGUCCGCCAGGAUGUUUUCAAUCUCGUCAAGGCUGGAGGAGUUCAGGUAGGGUCUAGGUAUCAGGUACCUAGCGCUCAUAUCACGCUGGGUAGAUAUCUGACCCAGGAUGACCACGACACCCCUGAGAAGCGGAAGCAGUGGGUGGAUGCUAUUGAUGAGAUCAAUGACUGGCUGAAGAAUGAGAUAUGGGACAAGAAAGAUGCAGAGUACGUUGGUGAAUGGAUUGUUGGUCAAGAAAGAGGCUUGGACUGCCGUUCUGGGUCUCUCUGGUAUGGACAUGGCCGAACUUUGCUUCUCGGUGAGGGUUUCUAG